Messenger RNA from Oldenlandia corymbosa var. corymbosa, 1590 nucleotides. Lineage: Eukaryota; Viridiplantae; Streptophyta; Magnoliopsida; Gentianales; Rubiaceae. The record is from the annotation of a GenBank genome assembly.
CGAAAUUUUAUUUGGGUUAUGGGUGGGGUUUUGUUUUCCCUCCUGUGACUUAUCACCUGUUCCGGUUGAAAGAUUCCCUUGACGUGACGCGCAUUUUCUCAAACAAUAAUAUAUCUCUAAUCUUAUUAUUAUUAGACUACUAUUAUUUUCAAACAAAUCAUACACUCCUAUUUCCACUACAAUUCCACCUCUCCCUUUUUUUUCUUUUUAUUUCUCAACAUUUAUUUUAUUAGUAUUUCUUUGUGGAAUAUUAGCAUUUUCUUUUCCUCUUUGUUUCUGGAUUAUAUUUGGGUUAACUCGCUUCUUGUAUGUGUUUUAAUUUAUUCAUUAUAUUUUUUUUCUUGGACCAAGAGAGAAUAAUUCCUCAUUCUCUCUCAUCCUGCUGUGGGCUGCUCUGCUCUUUCUGAGUUGUUCAUGUUCAUCUAUUUUUCCCCCCUUUUAACAGAAAUCAUAUGGUGAUGAUCAUCAACCAUAAAGAUUGAUUCUUUUUUUCUUUUCGGGUCAGCGACAAUCACGGGUCAAAUUUAUAAACAUGGGAACAACCCAUUCCACACAUACCACUACAUCAUCAUCUAUUGAGUCUUCCUUUCAGAAUUUGUCAUUAAACUGCGGCACCGGUGACAUUAUCACCGGCGGCGGCGGAGGGAAUUACCAGUCAAUCAUCACAUCAGAAUCUGUGGGGAGCAAUUUUGGAAAUCAUGAAUCCUCUCCAAACCAAUCCUUAGAACUCAAUUCUCAUAUCCGAAUGCCUUACCCAUGGGAACAAUGCCUCGAUGUGCAAACUGGGGAAGUAUACUACAUUAACUGGAAGACCGGGGUGAAAACCAAAGAAGAUCCGAGAAAGAUGUCGUUUUUCCGGCGAGAAGAAAGCGAAGAAGAAUCCUCCGAACUGGACCUCGACGAUGUCCUCAGCUUAGAUAGUUUAGAGAUUGACCAGGCCAUGCAACAGCAGCUGGAGGAGGAGGAGGAAGGAGACUCCUCUGUUUCAUCCACCACCACCAUUAAUACAGUUGUAGAGGAAUUCGCCGCCAGCGCCGCCGCCGGAGUUUCACCGGCGGGAUGCCGUCCCACAUACCUUCAUCCAUUUUGGGAAGGAGGGGAGGUUGAAUUGGAGAACCCAGGAAGCAGCAUCAUCAACCCAUAUAAUAAUAAUAAUAUUGAUGAUUGCAUCAAUCAGAGGAGCCAAGAAGUGUUGGUGCUGGCCGGAUGCAAAUGGUGUUACCUCUAUUUCAUGGUGCCUAAACAGGUGGAAGAAUGCCCCAAAUGCUCCGGCCAACUUCUCCGUUUUGAUCCUUUGGACGGGCAUUCAAUCAAUUAAUUAAUAGUGAGAUUAGUAUUAUAUAUUAUUCUUAUUAAUUCCCUUAAUCCUAGUUUAGUUAGUUCUUUUUGUAUGAGUAAUGUAAUUGUCUUGGUAUCAUUCUUUUUCUUCUUCUUCUUCUUCUUUAUGUCAUCAAUUUUGUUUUAUUGUUGAGUAGGAAACAUUUGGUAACCAUUUUCAUCAUAAGGAUUUGGAUGUCAAAUUUUUUCUGGAAUUCAUUAGUGCACAACUUCUCAUUUGUAAAGUUAAUUGGAUAACUUUUUUAUUCCCAC